AUGAAUGAGUGGGUGUGCCCCGACAUCAAUGUGGUGGGACCUCUGCAAAUUCCCCCCAGCGAUGAUUUCUCCAUAUCGGAGGGCUCCCACUUGUUUGAUAUUCUGGCUGAUCAGGGCAGUCCUCUCCUGCAGGAUCAUGACAUCCUGUCCUUUCCCAGCUACCCCAGCAUGCAGUACCCGUCCAUGGAGCCGAGCAUGUCUUCCACUCCGUACUACUCCAACCAGAGCUACUACCCGCAGUACGGCGGGGACGAGUGGUACUCCCACACCGGGAUAUACGAACUGAGGAAAGGGCCGCUGGAAGGCAGCUAUGAAGCCGAGAUGGAGGAGGGGUCUCCGGUCCUGCCGGUGGUGUGUAAAAGGACGCGGCACCUCUCGCAGGCCGGCAGGGUCAAAGGGGAGGAGCUGUGUGUGGUGUGUGGAGACAAGGCCUCUGGAUACCACUACAACGCUCUCACCUGUGAGGGGUGUAAAGGUUUCUUCAGAAGGAGCAUCACAAAGAACGCAGUCUACAAAUGUAAGAGCGGCGGGAACUGUGAGAUGGACAUGUACAUGCGCAGGAAAUGCCAGGAGUGCCGGCUGAGAAAGUGCAAAGAGAUGGGCAUGCUGGCAGAAUGCCUGCUGACAGAGAUCCAGUGCAAAUCGAAAAGGCUACGGAAGAACACCAAAUCCUCCCCGGGACAGUCGACCGGCGACGAGACAGAGGGAGCCGACAACACGGACAGCAAGCAGGUCAGCUCGACCACCAAACUGUCAAAGGAAAAGGUUGAAAUCACCAAAGAGCAGAAGGCGCUCACUAAAGUUAUCGUAGAAGCUUACAACCGACACCAGAUUCCUCAAGAUGUUGCCAAAAAACUGCUACAAGAUCAAUACAGUGUGGAGGAAAAUUUUCUCCUGUUGACAGAAAUGGCAACGAGUCAAGUUCAAGUUAUAGUGGAGUUUACAAAAAGUAUUCCAGGCUUUCUGUCUCUAGAUCAUGAGGAUCAGAUUGCUCUGCUGAAGGGCUCGGCUGUGGAGGCCAUGUUCCUGCGCUCCGCUCAGGUUUUCAGCAAAAAGAUGCCCAAUGGACACAAUGGCAUUUUAGAGGAGAGGAUACGCAAAAGUGGUAUCUCUGAAGAGUUUAUCACGCCAAUGUUCAAUUUUUACAAAAGCAUCAUAGGACUCCACAUGUCAUUGGAGGAACAGGCUCUCCUCACAGCCAUAACAAUCCUAACACCAGAUCGGCCUUAUGUGAAGGACCACCAAGCUGUUGAGAAACUUCAGGAGCCCAUGCUGGAUGUGUUGAGGAAGGUUUGUGUCCUGCAGCACCCACAAGAGCCACAGUACUUUGCUCGUCUCCUGGGGCGCCUGACAGAGCUGAGGACACUCACCCACUACCACGCAGAGAUGCUCACAUCCUGGAGGAUGAAUGACCACAAAUUCACCCCACUGCUCUGUGAAAUCUGGGAUGUGCAAUGA
Messenger RNA from Salarias fasciatus (jewelled blenny), 1458 nucleotides. It is a transcript of the gene nr1h4, whose product is annotated as nuclear receptor subfamily 1, group H, member 4. Bases 1 to 1458 code for a protein of 485 amino acids. The record is from RefSeq and is a predicted model, not a curated record. Gene Ontology annotation, molecular function: zinc ion binding; bile acid binding; nuclear receptor activity. Gene Ontology annotation, biological process: bile acid signaling pathway; negative regulation of inflammatory response; cell differentiation. Lineage: Eukaryota; Metazoa; Chordata; Actinopteri; Blenniiformes; Blenniidae. Gene Ontology annotation, cellular component: RNA polymerase II transcription regulator complex. The transcript is spliced from 9 exons.